AUGGACGUGGACUCGCGCAUGACGACGGAGUCCGACUCCGACUCCGACGCGACCACCGCCGCUGCGCUGGGCCGAGGCUCGGGGAGCGAGACCUCCUCCUCGUCCGCCCCGUCGACGCCCGGGACGCCCGCGGCGGCCCCGGCCUCGCCGGCCGUCGCGGGAUCGGGGCCGAGGCCGGCGCCAGGGUACACCGCGGUGAACGCGGUGAUCGACAAGAAGGAGGACGGCCCGGGGUGCCGCUGCGGCCACACGCUCACGGCGGUGCCGGCCGUCGGGGAGGAGGGCUCGCCUGGCUACGUCGGGCCGCGGCUCAUCCUCUUCGGCGGGGCAACCGCGCUAGAGGGCAACUCUGCAACGCCUCCCUCCUCAGUUGGCAGCGCCGGGAUCCGUCUUGCCGGUGCCACAGCAGAUGUCCACUGUUACGAUGUGUUAUCAAAUAAGUGGAGCAGGCUUACUCCACUUGGUGAGCCUCCUUCACCAAGAGCUGCACAUGUAGCAACCGCGGUUGGAACCAUGGUUGUCAUUCAGGGUGGAAUUGGCCCAGCUGGUUUAUCUGCGGAGGACCUUCAUGUUCUAGAUCUUACACAACAGAGACCGCGAUGGCACAGAGUGGUGGUUCAAGGACCUGGUCCAGGUCCACGAUAUGGACAUGUGAUGGCCUUGGUUGGACAGAGGUUCUUGUUGACAAUAGGUGGAAAUGAUGGGAAGCGGCCUCUGGCGGAUGUAUGGGCUCUUGAUACGGCUGCUAAGCCAUAUGAAUGGAGGAAACUUGAACCAGAAGGUGAAGGACCACCACCAUGCAUGUAUGCCACUGCCAGUGCACGAUCUGAUGGUCUACUUUUACUCUGCGGUGGGAGGGAUGGUAAUAGUGUGCCACUAUCAAGUGCAUAUGGUCUCGCGAAACAUAGAGAUGGGCGCUGGGAGUGGGCAAUAGCCCCUGGUGUCUCUCCAUCACCAAGAUACCAACAUGCAGCUGUUUUCGUGAAUGCACGUCUUCAUGUGUCAGGAGGUGCUCUUGGAGGUGGUCGGAUGGUAGAGGACUCCUCAAGUGUUGCAGUGCUAGACACGGCUGCUGGAGUUUGGUGCGACACGAAGUCAGUUGUCACAACUCCCAGGACAGGAAGAUAUAGUGCGGAUGCAGCAGGAGGUGAUGCUGCUGUUGAACUUACACGACGGUGUAGGCAUGCAGCAGCUGCUGUUGGCGACUUAAUAUUCCUUUAUGGAGGUUUACGGGGAGGUGUAUUGCUAGAUGAUCUUCUUGUGGCCGAAGAUCUUGCUGCCGCAGAAACGACAACUGCUGCUAAUCACGCAGCGGCAAGUGCAGCAGCUACUGACACACAAGCUGGAAAGGCACCUGGAAGAUAUGCUUACAAUGAUGAACGUACAAAACAGGCAGCUUCAGAAUCAGCUCCAGAUGGAUCUGUAGUUCUUGGAACACCAGUUGCUCCUCCUCUUAAUGGGGACAUGUAUACUGAUAUUAGCCCUGAGAACGCCGUGCCGCAGGGACAGAGGAGAUCAAGUAAAGGUGUUGAUUACUUGGUCGAAGCAUCAGCAGCAGAGGCAGAGGCAAUUAGUGCUACUUUAGCUGCUGUAAAGGCUAGGCAGGUUAAUGGUGAGGCAGAAGAGUUGUCUGACAAGGAGCAGUCUCCAGAUUCUUCAUCAAGCAACAAACAUUCAAGUCUCAUUAAACCAGACACUGCACUUUCAAAUAACAUGACACCUCCACCUGGUGUUCGGUUGCACCAUAGAGCUGUGGUAGUGGCUGCGGAAACUGGAGGUGCCUUAGGUGGCAUGGUCAGACAGCUUUCGAUUGACCAGUUUGAAAAUGAAGGAAGAAGGGUCAGCUAUGGCACACCUGAGAAUGCAACUGCUGCAAGGAAGUUGCUUGACCGCCAGAUGUCCAUUAAUAGUAUUCCCAAAAAGGUGAUUGCAUCUCUGUUGAAACCUCGCGGCUGGAAGCCUCCCGUGCGAAGGCAGUUCUUCUUGGACUGCAAUGAGAUUGCAGAUCUGUGUGACAGUGCUGAGAGAAUAUUUUCAAGUGAACCAAGUGUUUUGCAACUUAAAGCUCCCAUUAAAAUAUUUGGUGAUUUACAUGGUCAAUUUGGUGACCUUAUGCGAUUGUUUGAUGAGUAUGGUUCUCCUUCAACGGCUGGAGACAUCGCGUACAUUGAUUAUCUUUUCUUGGGUGAUUACGUGGAUCGUGGGCAGCACAGUUUAGAAACUAUGUCCCUCCUUCUUGCUUUGAAGGUUGAAUAUCCGCAAAACGUACAUUUAAUUCGUGGAAAUCAUGAGGCCGCUGAUAUUAAUGCUUUAUUUGGCUUCCGAAUAGAGUGUAUAGAGCGAAUGGGCGAAAGAGAUGGCAUCUGGACAUGGCAUCGUAUGAAUAGGCUAUUUAACUGGCUUCCUUUGGCUGCACUCAUAGAAAAGAAAAUUAUCUGUAUGCAUGGUGGUAUCGGUCGCUCAAUCAACCAUGUAGAACAGAUCGAGAAUCUUCAAAGACCAAUUACCAUGGAAGCAGGCUCGGUUGUCCUCAUGGAUCUUCUAUGGUCUGAUCCAACAGAAAAUGACAGCGUUGAAGGAUUAAGACCAAAUGCUCGGGGGCCUGGUCUUGUUACAUUUGGGCCUGAUCGUGUUAUGGAGUUCUGUAACAACAACGACCUUCAAUUAAUUGUACGAGCACAUGAGUGCGUGAUGGAUGGCUUUGAGCGCUUUGCUCAAGGCCACCUGAUCACUCUUUUCUCAGCAACAAAUUAUUGCGGUACUGCAAACAAUGCUGGUGCAAUCUUAGUUUUGGGUAGAGAUCUUGUAGUUGUUCCAAAACUAAUUCAUCCUUUGCCUCCUGCAAUCACAUCACCUGAGACCUCACCAGAUCAGAUCGAAGAUACAUGGAUGCAGGAGCUGAAUGCAAAUAGGCCAGCAACUCCAACCAGGGGCCGUCCCCAAGCAGCAGCAGCGGCAACGGCAAAUGAUCGAGAGAAAAUGAUUUAUGUUCAAGAGACUGGUUUUAGCCCACAGCCAUGCCAAAAUAGAAUCAUCUACAAGAAAGUGGAAGUUACUACAAAGAUGAGGAAUAUAACUUCAUCUAGGUCAGCGCUAAUUAUGAGCUCUCCAAGCUGUUUCCCUAGCAUGAGAAGUAUGGCAUAUCAACUCAGAGCUUCUCUGAAGAUCCGCUGA
Messenger RNA from Triticum turgidum subsp. durum (durum wheat), 3174 nucleotides. Lineage: Eukaryota; Viridiplantae; Streptophyta; Magnoliopsida; Poales; Poaceae. The record is from the annotation of a GenBank genome assembly.